CCCUCCCCAGCUGCUGGAGGAGGAGAUCCGCAAUCCCACCCAGUCAAACUGCUUGCUCAGACUCUCUCACACUUACAUACCAACGCUCCACAGGAAAAGCUGGAGACAGACCUCCCCGUCGCACCUCCCAACAGCCUCACUGUGUUGUGCAAGCCCAAAUGGGACCCUCCUGUACUUUGAUAGUUGGUUAAUUACUUAUGUGAAGUCCCACAGAUGUCUGGUGGGGCGCUUCCAAACUUCGCCUGACUCGCUGGCUGAGUGACGGGAUCGGAGGGAAGGCAGACGUUUAAGGAGCGCUGCCAGACUGAACCUGGAGUUAGAAGAGGACAGAGACUGAAAGCUGAUCCAGACGUGUGUAAUUGGACUCUUAUCACCGUAUCUGCAAGUCGGAAAGUGGAAUGUGUUCAACAAUGCAUCCUACAACCUUACACAUGUUGCUGUUAACGGCUGUCAUGGCCGCUGGUGGAAUGACUCAGACAAACCACACAGAGGAGCAUUCCAGUUCCCUGCAGCCCUGUAUUACCCCUGAUCAUGGCCUGUGGCCCGCGUCCAGCCAGGUUCUGACAGCCAACGCCACAAGACUUCCUGCUAGCAAACCUGUUAAGCCUUGUCCGGUGCCCCUCUCUAUCAAUGAAACAUUCAAGGUCAUCAACACAGUCAUUGCCUGCUUGGUGUUCGUGGUUGGUAUUGUGGGCAACGCUACCCUGCUGUGGAUUAUCUACCAGCACAAGUGCAUGAGGAAUGGACCUAAUGCUCUGAUCGCCAGCCUGGCUCUGGGGGACCUGAUCUACAUCAUCAUAGAUAUCCCCAUCACCGUCUAUAAGCUCCUGGUGAGGAGGUGGCCUCUGGUUGAUUACCCCUUUGGUCGUGUCCUCUGUAAAAUGGUGCCCUUCAUCCAGAAAGCAUCUGUUGGCAUCACCAUCCUCAACCUGUGUGCUCUCAGCAUCGACAGGUACAGGGCUGUAGUCUCAUGGAGUCGUGUGCAAGGGGUGGGUAUUCCCUUGGUCACCGCCAUCGAGAUCGUUGGUAUCUGGGUGCUGUCAAUCAUCUUGGCAGUACCAGAGGCUGUGGUGUUUGACAUCACGCCCUUCAGAUACUACAACAUCACGGACCUCACCUGUAUGAUGAAGCCAGAGUCUGCCUUCAUGCAGUUUUACAUUAAGGCAAAAGUCUGGUGGCUUUUUGGUCUUUACUUCUGCGCACCACUGGCCUGCACAGCUUUUUUUUAUACACUCAUGACCUCGGAGAUGCUCAACCAUAGAAAAGGAAGCCUGAGGAUUGCCUUAAGUGACCACCUCAAACAGAGAAGAGAGGUGGCCAGAGCGGUCUUCUGCAUGGUGCUGAUCUUCGCCUUGUGCUGGUUCCCUUUGCACCUGGGAAGAAUUCUGAAGGAGACGAUGGAAGAUCCCCAUGACGACAGACGCUGUGACCUGUACAAUUUCCUGUUGGUGCUGGACUAUGUUGGCAUUAACCUGGCCAGUGUCAACUCCUGUAUCAAUCCCAUCAUCCUCUACUUUGUUAGCAAGAAGUUCAACAAUUGCUUUAAGUCUUGCCUGUGUUGCUGGCACCGCUCCAACAACCAGCCGACCAGCACCAGUCCAGUAAAUGGCACAAGCAUCCAGUUCAAGACACAAGAGCCCAACAACAUCCAUACUGACCGCAGCUUACGAAAAGACAAUAACUUAUUGGCAGGUGAUCUCUACUGAACAGCGCCACCUGUGGCCUAGAGGAACUCCUGCAGUUCAUGGUCAAGGAGCUUUGUUGAUUUGAUGAGAGUCAUGAGAGUGGGGGAAAGUGUUGCUGUUCUGUGUGCACAGUAAGAGAGACGCUGCUUUUAAAAUAUAGCCACAAACUAGACAAUGGGACUGAUAUAUAUAUAGUCAUGGUCCCCUAGCAACUGUUCUCAGAACCUUCCGGAGUGAUGCUUUACCAUGAGAGAGAGGGUAGGGGUAGAAGGGGUUAACAGGAUGCAGCUGAACUACAGCUAUAAAUGAGUCCCAAUCAGUGAACUACAGUGUGUGUGCACAUGUGUAUUUGUGUGUGUACUUGUGCGUAUUGUGCACGUGUGUGUGUGUGUGUGUGUGUGUGUGUGUGUGUGUGUGUGUGUGUGUGUGUGUGUGUGUGAGCUAAUAUGGACCCAUACCCUCACGUUCUUUCCCAUUGCUGCUCAGUGUGUGGUGUCUGUUGGAUGUCAUGCACGUGGCAUCUGGGGAAGGUUUUACCUGCUUCGACUCCAACUGUUCAGAUAUGAUGUUAAUCUCUUUGUAAGCUGGACUUUUCAAAGAAGUAAAACCCUUUUCUUUCAGUGCUAUGAAAUGGCUUUUUCUACUCAGAGAGUUCUUGAAUUUUGAUGUGAAUGACGUGGAUGACGUGCCACUUGAAUGAGCCCCUACAGGGUUCAGGGUUUGUUUCUGUGUGUGUUUGUUUGUUUGUUUGUUUGUUUGUUUGUUUGUUUGUCCACCUGUUCACAUCUUAUUCUUCCAGAACUCUUGUCCAGUUCUCCCUGCCACAAAUUCCAUGGAAGUUUUUUUUUUUUUUGAUUGGUUUUGGUUUUGUUUCAUUUUAUUCCUCUAGUCCAAACAUGACCAGUGUAUUCUAAUAUAUGACCCAUAUUACCCCUGUAAUUAAACCUUAAAUCCCAGGUCUUUUUUAACACGUAAGUGAUGAACAGUGAAAGUUGACUGAAUAUUCCUUUUUCAUCUCACUGCACACUCAUGACGGUGUUUCAGCCUCUGUGGAUUUGAACGCUGUACUGUGCUGUACUUAAGCACCUCUGAACUGUGCCUAUAUAACACAUUUCUUAUACUGCUAGACUUAUCAUAAAAUGUUUUUAAAAGUCUGUAUAAACACAUAAGUGUUUGAAAAGUCUUUAAACACAAAACCGAAACAAAGAGGUGCUGUUGGACCUCGAAUCCCAUCUGAAGCUGCAUAUGUAACAGGUGUGUGUGUAACAGAUGUGUGUAACAGGUGUGUGUGUGUAACAGGUGUGUGUAACAGAUUUGUGUGUAAUAGAUGUGUGUAACAAAUUUGUGUGUAACAGGUUUGUGUGUAACAGCUAAAGCUUUCAAAAAGCCCACAGCUGGAUUUUCUCAGUCUCAGAUUCAGUUAGUAAUUCAGAGGUUAAUGACCUCUGACCUUGUUCAAAUUUUAGACUUGGUUCUUAGGAAGCUGUCCAACUGCAACAAACACUUGGUAGUGAAGAGGACAUUUCUAAAAAAAAAGAGCUCUAAGUUCACGAGGGCUUGGGAAAGAGAGGUCUUCUACACAGACUAACCCAGCCCCUUUACAUGUAACGUUGUGAACUCUUCAGUAUUAUUAAUGUGUAUACAUGACAACCUUAAUAUGAAAAUGUGUUAUGAAAUCAUGUAUUACAUGUAUUCUUUUUCUUGUAUGUAUUCAUGCUGUAUUACUUUAUGUUGCUUGUUAGGAAACUUAGAAGCAGAUGCAACCUUCUUGGUUUGCAGGAACUGUGAUAACUCAAGCAACCCAAAGACAUUUCAGGAAAAGGCAACACAUGCCUUCAGCACCUUCAUUUUGUCCCAUUUGUUCAAAACUGAAUGAUUUACAGAGAGCACAUAGAAGGUGAAAGGUUUGUUAUGAAAAUAUAUUAAUUCAUAAUUCUAUAAAUCAUCA
Electrophorus electricus (electric eel) is the source of this 3633-nucleotide messenger RNA. It is a transcript of the gene ednraa, whose product is annotated as endothelin receptor type Aa. Gene Ontology annotation, molecular function: endothelin receptor activity. Gene Ontology annotation, biological process: enteric nervous system development; developmental pigmentation; endothelin receptor signaling pathway. Lineage: Eukaryota; Metazoa; Chordata; Actinopteri; Gymnotiformes; Gymnotidae. The record is from RefSeq and is a predicted model, not a curated record. Gene Ontology annotation, cellular component: plasma membrane.